GGUCGGCUCGUGCGACUGCCAGUCAGUUCGAGUGUCUUGGAAAAUAACAGUCAAACAUUUGUGGAUUUAAUUUUUGAUAUUGUGUUUUAAAUAUGUCAUCUCGUCCGUCCUCUCCACCACACCGCAGUUGUAUUUGAUGCUAGAUCAUAAUUAGUACGAGAUGGAAAGCAAGACGGGUAAUAAUUUCAUAAGCUACGUCGGUUUCGAGCAACAUGAAAUGCAGCCACUUGGUUCGAGCCGUCGAAAUUCACUAACUGAAAACAAUGUCAAGUUACUUGGGGGAGAAGUAAUUAUUGCAACGGCACAAAAUGUUCUGAUGUUUGCACCUGUUGGUGAUCUGUCACAAGGAAUUUCGGGAAUCCUAUCCCUGACAAAUUUUAAGCUCAGUUUCGUCACCACAGAUGAUGCCAGCAAUGAGGAAGUAACUCACCAGCAAAAUCAUCUCUAUGGGUAUACAGACAUGUGUUUGUCCAACAUUCAUGAUAUUUACAUCAUAGUAGGGGAUAAGAAACGACGACUGAGUUCUGGGAGCACCAUACCAUCAAAAGUCGAAGGGAUCUUCAUAGUUUGCAAGAAUAUGAGGACGUGGUCAUUCUCAUUUAAGUUUUCGCCAGUCGGUUGUGGUAAAAAUCUACUUACCAUUCUACUGCAUCACGCUUUCCCUAGUAGACAUCAACUCCUCUUCUCAUACGAUUACAAAGAGCCAUAUUACAACAGCAUGGAAAAAAGCGUCUGCUUGUUCAGAGAUCGUUCAGACUGGGAAAACGAACUUCAGCGUACAACUAGGUUGAGAGGGAACGCAAACAAAGCAUGGAGAGUAUCGACUGCAAACUUAGAAUUUGAAUUCUCCAUUAGUUUAUCGCAAUAUAUUGUAGUACCAGCAUCUGUCACAGACAGUCAGCUGAUGAGGGCAGCUAGGCAUUUUCAAGCUAGUCGACCGCCAGUUUGGUCUUGGUCCAAUGAGCGAGGUGCUGCUCUAGUCAGGAUGUCGGAAUUGCUGCCGACUAUCACCGAAAGGACUCAGGAGAAUAUUAUGAUUGAAAACAUCCGAAAAAGUCACCCGCAAAAAGUGGCACCUGAAGUUAUUGAACUAAAAAAAGACUUGACUGUCAAAUCUCUGGCUGCAGGAUUCUCAAAAUUCAUCAGCCUUUGUUCUCCAGAAAAUAUACGGCAAUUUUGGCUACAGGAUAACAAUUUUUACUCGUUACUUGAAGGCACCAAGUGGCUUAAAUCUGUUUCCUACUGUCUUGAAAAAUCGGUAGAAGCUAGUAAAUAUCUGAGCACCGGAACAUCGGUAGUUUUGCAAGAAGGGGACAGCAGAGAUUUAUGUUGCAUAAUUUCGAGCUUAGUGCAAUUACUACUCGACCCUUAUUUCCGGACCAUUACCGGGUUUCAAUCGCUUAUACAAAAAGAAUGGGUGGCUGCUGGGCAUCCAUUCUGUGAUCGACUCGGGCAUAUUAUAAAAGCAAAUUCAGAUAGGUCGCCGCUGCUUCUCCUCUAUCUUGACUGCGUAUGGCAACUGUGUCGCCAAUUUCCAGCCGAAUUUGAAUUUACCGAAACCUACCUCACUACGUUAUGGGACUCAGCGCAUAUUUGUAUCUUUGACACAUUCAUAUUUAACUGUGAAAAAGAUCGCUAUGACGCUGCUGUGGACCCCGGAAACCCUCUGGUGUUGCGAAGUGUGUGGGAUUGGAGAGAGCAAUUUAACGACUCAGACAUACUUCUAUUCUACAACCCUCUAUACAGUGCGUUGCCUGCAAAAAGUGGAAAGUCUAACUUAGAACCAGUGUACAAUAUUCCCUGUCUCGAAUUAUGGUCGCAAUGUUACUUCAGAUGGAUACCGCCGCUUGAAAUUCGGAAUGGAGGUAGAAAUCACAUAGAACUGUACUCCAGAAUUGUGCAAAACGAUAUAAAUCAACUGAAAGUCAAUGCCAACGGAAGCUGUGGCUCCCCCGUGGAUAAGGUGACAACGUAUUUAGUGCAGAUGAACAUAGAUAGCUUCUACCCUUUCAGCAAUAAAAAAUCCGGUAACGUUAUAAGUACCCCUAUUUUGAACAGUUCCACCCUUGUAACAGAGAGCUUAUUCGACGUGCAGUCGCUGGUCACAGCACCCGACUAAUUUGGUAAGAAUUUUCAAUUAGUUUUUUUCAUUAGUUUAAUAUUUACUACAUAUUUACUAUCGCGCGCUACUUAUAUCACAUGAAAUUAUCUUCCCAUUGUCCAAAAGUUUCAAUUCAACCACAUUCUAUCGGUUAAAAUAUGAUCAGGCAGCACAGUUUUAAUAAUACAUCAAUACCGAAGUAAAUUUUACCGUUCGAUAUUGAUGAAUUUAUUCCUAUUUAUAAUACACGUGGUAACUACUCCAAGUUUUCAAAGUUCUAUGACGCAUUUUUUGCCACAAAAAAAAAAACAUUUCUUACACAAACUAGCGCGGCAACAGAGGGAGUCGUCGCCAUUUCGACGACGAGUUUGAUUGCAGUAUAAAACUACGCAGGCAGCACCGUUAUAGUAAUACAUCAAAAACUAAUUUAUUUCUAUUUAUAAUGAAAAGAGCUUACUUUUAGCCAUACAUGUAUAUACCAUUUUAGCUAUGCACAUGUAUAUGAAUUACGUCAGGUGUGCUAAAAGACCGCGAGCCUUACCUCGAGUUGUAUAAUAUUAAGUUUCUGUAAAACUGAAUAUUUUUUUAAUAGUCAAUAAAUAAUUGAGAUAUAAUUGAA
Molecule: messenger RNA, 2720 nt
Organism: Athalia rosae (coleseed sawfly)
Lineage: Eukaryota; Metazoa; Arthropoda; Insecta; Hymenoptera; Athaliidae
Product: myotubularin-related protein 10-B
Exons: 11
Coding region: 161-2119 (652 amino acids)
Source: RefSeq, a predicted model, not a curated record